GGCCCCAUUCUUGAAUUUCACACUUCCAAUAUGCCCCAAUCACAUGCUCGCUUUCUCUCGCACUUCAUCCCUUGCCUUUCUUUUUGUUCAAUAUUUUGGAAGCUACCAUUGUGAACAGAAAUCUGAAGAACUAAUUAAAAUUAAACAACAAAUGGUAUUGGAACCCUUUAUUCUCUGGCGUUCGCCGCUAAUUUUUCUGCAUAUUUGCAGACAUUCUACAGAUUCUUGCAGCGAUAGCUGUUUGUUUGCCUUCUUACACAAUUCUUAAACCCAAACGCCUCCUCCCAGGGAUUCGGUUCUUAUUGUUCUUCAGUGCUGGCUCCUGUUCGAGCUCUCGAUUUUGUACAUUUUUUAUGGUUUAAGAUGGCGCUUUGACCAGUGGACUGAUUUGGAAGUAAGGCGAUAGGAUGGAUAGAAGAAAAUGGCCAUGGAAGAAGAAGUCAUCUGAUAAAAGUCCUGGACAAACCACCGAAAGUUCUGGAUCAAUGUCGACGUAUUCCGAGAGGUUUUCCGACGAGCAGGACGGAGUCAAGUCGUCGCCUAAUCACGAGAUUCAGUCACCAGAAGUAACGUCAAAAGCAGUAUGUGAUGAAGACAUUGAUGAUGAUUCACCAAAACAAGAAGAGCUCAAUAAUAGUGUGGAAGGUCUAUCUGAUAGGCUAUCAGCUGCUCUUUUAAAUUUGAAGGCCAAAGAGGAAUUAGUAAACCAGCAUGCCAAAGUUGCUGAAGAAGCUAUCGCAGGAUGGGAAAAUGCGGAAAAUGAAGUUGGACUACUAAAACAGCAGCUUGGGACUACGGUUCAGCAAAAGUCUGCAUUGGAAGAUCGAGUGAGCCACCUUGAUGGGGCGCUCAAAGAAUGUGUUAGGCAGCUCAGGCUGGCAAGGGAGGAGCAGGAGCAGAAGAUUCACGACGCGGUGGAAGAAAAAACCCGAGAUUGGGAGUCCACCAAGGUGAACCUUGAGAGGCAGCUCCUCGAGCUCGAGCGCAAAGCGGAUGAGGCUAAAUGUGAAUCUCCUCAAAACGAUCCUAGCCUUGACAAGAUGCUCGAGUCAUUGAAAAGGGAGAAUGCAGCCCUCAGGUAUGAGCUUCAUGCUCAAUAUAGGGAGUUAGAAACCAGGACUAUUGAGAGGGAUUUGAGUACACAAACAGCUGAAACAGCCAGUAAGCAACAUCUUGAGAGCAUAAAGAAAAUGGCGAAGCUUGAGGCCGAGUGUCGCCGAUUAAAAGUAAUGUCAUACAAACCAUCAUUGGUUUAUGAUCACAAAUCCAUAGCUGCUUCCAUGACUAUUUCUAUCGAGUCACUUACCGACACUCAAUCGGAUAACGGAGAGCAGCUUAAUGGCAUGGAUAUGGAUAUAAGAAGAACCAAACGAAACAAAUGUGUAGCUAGUUGCACAGACUCAUGGUCAUCAAACUUACUUGUUAGCAGUAAUCUUCCUUCGUCUCUUGAACUUGAUCUCAUGGAUGAUUUUCUUGAGAUGGAAAGGCUUGCAUCAUUACCCGAAACUGCUAUAAGAGAGAGUCAUCAAGAACCCGAAGCUUCCACUCGUCGUACUGCUGAGGAAAAUGCCAUAAGAACUGAGCUUGAGAUGUUGCAGCAUGAGAGAUCUGUAAUGGAAGAGAAGCUGGGUGAGAUGGAAGAAGCAAAGAUUGAAUUGGAAGCGAAGCUGAAACGGAUAGAAAUGGAGAAGGAUGAAAUGGAAGAGAGGCUAGAGAUGAUGGAAACGGAGAGAGCUGAAGUCGAUGAAAUGGUAGCGAUGAUGGAGAGCGAGAUAUCCGAAUCGGGGCACAAGUUAGCGACGAUGGAAGCAGAGAAAGCUGAAAUGAGAGAGAAAUUAAUGAAGUUGGAGGCAGAGAAAGAUGAACUGAGGACUGCUCUUUCUCAGAGUCAGAACUCUGUGGACAUUUCACAAUUUCAAUUCAAGGAAACUGAAAUGAAACUAGAGAAGUUGCAGAAUGAGCUAACCUUUGCAAAUGAAUCGAAGUUAAGAAUUGAGUCUCAACUUAUCAGCAUGGAAGCUGAAUCUCUCACAAUGAAUGCAAAAGUUGGGAUGUUGGAAUCUGAUAUUCAAAAAGAGAGGGCUUCAGCAUUGGCAUUGACAGUCAAGUGUCAGGGACUAGAAGAAGAGCUUUCAAGAUUGAAACAUGAUGAACAACUAUCACAAACUGAAAUCUCCAAACAUGAGUUGAAGAUAAAGCAGGAGGAUCUAGCCGUAGCUGCAGGGAAACUUGCAGAGUGUCAAAAGACAAUUGCUUCUCUUGGGAAUCAGCUUAAAUCUCUAGCAUCACUCGAAGAUUUUCUGAUCGAUACGACGCAACUACGGGAGUUCACAGAUGGCGAGGAGCAUUGCAAGCAUUCGAACGGGACACUUUCACCCAGAAGAGAUUCAGACUAUACUAAAGGAGUUGAUGACAGUUCUGAACCAUCAUUGAAUAAGAACGAAGACGACUCACCCUCAUUUUCAUCUUCUUCAACUUCAUCGUCCGUGAUUGUAAGUCAUAUCGUCAAUUCUGAGAAAAACCGAAACGGUUUUGCUAAGUUUUUCUCUCGAACCAAGGGCGGGAUAAAACUAGAAAUUUAGUCAGGAAUGCAUAUGGUUGGUGUCU
Cucurbita maxima (winter squash) is the source of this 2607-nucleotide messenger RNA. RefSeq names its product filament-like plant protein 3. The transcript has 5 exons. Lineage: Eukaryota; Viridiplantae; Streptophyta; Magnoliopsida; Cucurbitales; Cucurbitaceae. The coding region runs from base 408 to 2582 and encodes 724 amino acids. The record is from RefSeq and is a predicted model, not a curated record.